This is a messenger RNA of Marchantia polymorpha subsp. ruderalis, 2295 nucleotides long. Lineage: Eukaryota; Viridiplantae; Streptophyta; Marchantiopsida; Marchantiales; Marchantiaceae. The record is from the annotation of a GenBank genome assembly.
GACAAGGCACUGAUUUGUCCGGCUCGUUGGAAGGCUAUGGCGGAAAGCAGCCCAGAAAGAGGGCGAUGCAUUCAUUUCGAGACCAGUAUGUAAGAGGGCCCGAAUUCCGCUAUUGCUCAGGGAUCUAUGAGCGAUUGAGACCGAAUCCCCCGAGAUUCGUGUGAUGCAUGUGUCUCUGUCUGAGCAGAACGACUAGUAUUCUUCCCAAAGGAAAGAAGACACGAGAAAGACAGACAGGCAGACAGAUCCGGGACUUUGAAGGAGAAGAAGAGGAAGGAAGCGGUGGAUUUCUUUCUCCUUUCUGACGAGUUUCACGAAGGCAAGACAACGACCUUUUGUUGGGUUGGCUUUCGCUUUCGAACUGCUGAGCAUUUGUGACAAGAGAGUCGGUGAGAUGACGACCGGUUGGGCUGUGAAGAACGUGGAAUCGAAGGCGGAGCUGGAUUCUGCCGUCGCCCAGGGCGGCCCGGCCUUUGCUCACUUUUGGGCCUCAUGGUGCGAACCUUCCAAACACAUGGAUGAAGUUUUCGCGCAGCUCGCGGUGGAUACUCCAUACGCCCAGUUCUUCCGGGUCGAAGCUGAAGAGCAGCCCGAAAUAGCCGAGUGUUUUGGCGUUACAACGGUUCCAUAUUUUCUCUUCUUCAAGGAUGGAGCCGUUGUUGAUAAAAUGGAGGGUGCCAAUGCACCUGAGCUCGCCAGCAAAGUGGCAAAGCAUGCAGGUGCCCCUGUUGCGGGUACAAUACCUGCUGCUCCUGCCAGUUUGGGUAUGAGUGCUGCACCCAUGGUGUUGGAAGUGGCCCAAAAAUCUCACCAGUCGAAUGGCAACCAUGCAGAGGACGUCAAGGAUCCAUCCCCAGGUCUCAAUGAGUUUCUGAAGGCGGAGAUUCAAUCUUUAAUUACUUCGAAGCCCAUUAUGUUGUUCAUGAAGGGGAACCCCGAAGAACCAAGAUGCGGAUUUAGUCGGAAGGUGGUCGAUGCUCUAAAGGCCGAAGGAGUUGAGUUUGGAAGCUUCGACAUUCUAAGCAACGACGCCGUGAGACAGGGAUUGAAGAUUUUUUCUAACUGGCCUACAUAUCCUCAGCUAUAUGUGAAGGGUGAGCUCAUUGGGGGAUCUGAUAUAAUCCUUGAAAUGUCCAAGAACGGUGAGUUGAAACAAGUCCUUGCUGACACCAUGGUGGUGGAUACGAGCACAUUGGUAGCAACCAACGGUGCUGUUACAGACAACGGUGACUCUACUCUACAAAGCGAAACAGCCAAAGCAGAGAGCGAUUUAAAUCAAAGAUUGAAGAGUCUUGUUAACUCAAAGCCCGUGCUGCUAUUCAUGAAAGGUACUCCGGAGGAGCCCAGGUGUGGAUUUAGCCGCAAGGUCGUGGGCGCCAUGAAGGAGACUGGUGCCGAGUUUGGUACCUUCAACAUUCUCGCUGAUAACGAAGUCAGAGAGGGGUUGAAGGCAUUUUCAAACUGGCCCACAUAUCCUCAGCUCUAUGUGAAAGGAGAGCUCAUUGGUGGAUGUGAUAUCAUCAUGGAGAUGCACCAAAAUGGCGAGCUGAAGCAGACAUUUGCCGAGAAUGGUUUGCUGCAGAAGCCAAGUCUGGAUGACAGACUGAAACAUCUCAUCAACUCAUCAGAGAACAUCCUUUUCAUGAAGGGCACCAAAGAUGAGCCGAGGUGUGGCUUCAGUAAGAAAGUUGUCAAUGCCUUGAAGGAAACAGAAGUGGACUUUUCAACUUUUGAUAUUCUAAGUGACGAGGAGGUAAGGCAAGGGUUGAAGACGUUCUCCAACUGGCCAACGUAUCCUCAGCUAUAUCACAAAGGAGAACUUCUUGGAGGGUGUGACAUCAUAAUGGAGAUGAAAGCAAGUGGAGAGCUGAAGGGUGCUUUGACUGAAUAAGAGACGGUCAUCACUCACAGUAGCAAUUCAAGAGCCUGCAUUUGCUUGUCAGAAGGGCUCAAAGGGAGGUAUUCCGAGCUUGAACAGAUAACGAGGGAUGCGCAAAGAGAAAAUGACACAUCGCGAAGUUCAAGUGAAUUCUGGCAAGUGACACUAAGUUUGAGCUUGGUAACUUGAUCGCACAGUACAACAGCUUCACCAAACAAGUAGUGUCAAAGGUUCAGUCUCUUCUGAACAGUUCCAUCCAGUCUGUCCGCUCACACACUUAGAGAUCUAAAACGGAAACUCCUGUAGUCUUUCUUCCCAUAUAUCCAGAAACCUCCCAUGAAGUAUCAAAUGUAAUUUCCAUCACCUUCAUUCAUAGUGAAUGCCACAGUGGUUUCCGCCCAGGCCUUUUGUUCUUU